Molecule: messenger RNA, 1014 nt
Organism: Pyrus x bretschneideri (Chinese white pear)
Lineage: Eukaryota; Viridiplantae; Streptophyta; Magnoliopsida; Rosales; Rosaceae
Product: probable serine/threonine-protein kinase PBL3
Exons: 4
Coding region: 1-1014 (337 amino acids)
Biological process (GO): protein phosphorylation
Molecular function (GO): ATP binding; protein kinase activity
Source: RefSeq, a predicted model, not a curated record
AUGCGUUUAAGUGCAGAAAAAAACCGUAGCAAAAGUGCAAGGGCCACCACAAACUCCAUUACUCCGAGUCCAAAAGAUCGGAAUUUGGAGAGAGUGAACAAGAAGGACGGAGUGUUGCGAGAUUACAAGCUAUACUGCUUCUGUUACAGUGCCUUGAAAGCUUCCACACGCAAGUUUAGCAGCAAGAACUUGAUCGGGCAAGGCGGAUUCGGUGAUGUCUAUAAAGGGUACGUGAGGUAUUGUAAUAUGAAAGCUGCUGCAAAACCAAGUGAGGGGUUUCCAAUUGCUAUCAAAAGGCUUAGAAAGACAGCACUACAAGGCGAUGAACAAUGGGAGAAUGAGAGGAAAUUUAUGAGCAAAAUAAGUCAUCCAAACAUAGUGAAACUAAUAGGGUACUGCUGCGAAGGUGAGCACAGAAUGUUGGUUUAUGAGUACAUGAGCGGAGGAAGCUUGGAGGCCCAACUCAUGGCAGAAAAUGCGACACGGUUAGAUUGGAGGAGAAGAACCAAAGUAGCACUCGGCGCGGCCAAGGCUCUGCAUUGUCUUCACACUCGUGGGGCGCCAGACUUCAAUGCCAAGCUAUCAGACUUCGGCCUGGCAAAAUACGGACCCAAAGAUGACCAGGACCACGUAAUGUCAAGGGUUCUUGGCACCAAAGGCUACAUCGCACCUGAGUACAUAGGGACAGGGCAUGUGACACUCAAAACGGACGUAUACAGCUUCGGCGUGGUGCUCUUAGAGAUCUUCUCAGGCUCCUGCGCCGUGAAGAAAUAUUCGGAUGGAAUGGCUGGUGAUCUUACAAAGUGGGCUGAACCAUAUCUUAGCAACCGCCAACAACUGCAUUGCGUGAUUGAUCAGAGACUCGGAAAUAACUUCCCGGUGGAAAAAGCUCACAAGUUUGCUGAACUAAUUCUCCGAUGCCUCGAUUCAGACCCCAUGAGCAGACCAACGAUGACUGAAGUCGUGGUUGAUUUGGAGGAGUUGCAUGAAAACACAAGCAGCAAUCGGAUUUAA